Molecule: messenger RNA, 1496 nt
Organism: Punctularia strigosozonata HHB-11173 SS5
Lineage: Eukaryota; Fungi; Basidiomycota; Agaricomycetes; Corticiales; Punctulariaceae
Product: O-acetylhomoserine ami
Exons: 6
Coding region: 36-1340 (434 amino acids)
Biological process (GO): transsulfuration
Molecular function (GO): pyridoxal phosphate binding; transferase activity, transferring alkyl or aryl (other than methyl) groups
Source: RefSeq, a predicted model, not a curated record
AUUAUAUCCUGCUACCUGGCCGCUGACCAGCAACGAUGUCCAUCAACAACUUCUACAGAGAGCCCGAGUUCGAGACGCUGCAGCUGCAUGCGGGGCAAGAGCCCGACCCGACCACGAACUCGCGCGCCCCGCCGAUCUACGCGACGACGAGCUACGUCUUCAACAACUCCGAACAUGGCGCGGACCUCUUCGGCCUCAGGACGUUCGGGAACAUCUACUCGCGCAUCGGGAACCCGACGGUCGACGUGUUCGAGAAACGUAUCGCGGCGCUCGAGGGCGGCGCUGCGGCUGUCGCCUCUGCGUCGGGCCAGGCGGCGCAGUUCAUGGCUGUUGCUGCCAUCGCGGGGGCGGGAGACAACAUUGUGUCGACGUCGUACUUGUACGGUGGAACGUACAACCAGUUCAAGGUGCUUUUCAAGAAGUUCGGUAUAGGCGUGAAGUUCGUGCAUGGGGAUGGCGCAGAGGCAUUUGCGGGUGCCAUCGACGAGAAGACGAAGGCGAUAUACGUAGAGAGUAUCGGAAACCCGAAGUACAAUGUCGUUGACAUCCCCGCGAUCUCCAAGCUUGCGCACGACCACGGAAUCCCUCUCAUCGUUGACAACACGUUCGGCAUCGGCGGAUACCUCAUCCGACCAAUAGAUCUCGGUGCCGACAUCGUCGUCCACAGCGCGACGAAAUGGAUCGGUGGCCACGGCACCACCAUCGGCGGUGUGGUCAUCGACUCGGGCAAGUUCGACUGGACGCGCUCGGGCAAGUUCCCCUCCUUCACGGAGCCCUCCGAGGGCUACCACGGCCUCGUCUUCUCGCAGACUUUCGGCCCCCUUGCGUUUGCGGUGAAGGUCCGGGUCGAGAUCCUACGCGACCUCGGCGCAACGCUGAAUCCGUUCGCGGCGUUCCUACUCCUCCAAGGUCUCGAAACCCUCAGCCUUCGCGGGCAGCGGCAUAGCGACAACGCGCUCGAGCUCGCGCGCUGGCUCGAGAAGCACCCGAAGGUCGCAUGGGUCAGUUACCUCGGGCUCGAGAACCACGGCUCGCACGCGAUCGCGAAGAAGCUGUUCAGGGAGAACGCGUUCGGCGGCGUGCUCAACUUUGGCGUCAAGGGCGACGCGGCGAUCGGGAGCAAGGUCGUGGACAACCUCAAGCUGGCGAGCAACCUCGCCAACGUCGGAGACGCGAAGACGCUCGUGAUCCAUCCUGCGACGACCACACAUCAGCAGCUGACGGCCGAGGAGCAGUUCGCGUCCGGAGUUACUCCCGAUCUCAUUCGGGUGUCGGUGGGUAUCGAAAACAUCAAGGACAUAAUUGCGGAUUUCGAGGAGGCGUUGAAGGUUGUACCUUGAAGCAACAAGUCUAUGGAAACCUUGACGUGGGGUACGGAGGGCAAAAUUCGAGCCUACCUGCCUACGGCACCAGCUGCCCGAACGUAGAAGUCUACUAAUGUUAAAGUGCGAUAUGUAUUCUAUUCUCAUGAUGGAGCGAUCUGGAUACGAGCGUGC